AUGGUCAGGAUCCAAGCCUGUGACGCUCUGGCCCGAGUUCAAUGCCUCACUCCCCUCGAGGUGCGUUCGAAUGUGCAGCUCGCUAUCCACACCUUCCAGGCUUUGGCAAAUAUACUGGCAUCGGUCUUCGACCAUGUCCCUGCCACGGGCAAUCCGGCGCUGGAUGUUCUACUACAACCGACUGGACAAGUUCCAGCACCGCCAAAGUAUAGGAGUAUCGCUCCUGCUACCAAUGAACCAUUGGAAGCUUUAUUUUCGUCUUCUGCGCAGGUUGCUGUCGUCGACGUGGUCAACAUACCCUCCCUCACGACAUCGAUUCAAGCCUCUCCAGUACGACGAGGCUCCCAGGGCCAUCCCCAAACUGUGGAGAUCGAACCCAAGAAGAAGCCCAACACGGCGCGACACGAGAGCGCGUAUCGCAAUGCUCGUGAGAACACUCAGAGGUGGCUGCGCGAGAAAAGGCGAGUUAGGAUCAAGGAGACGCUCACUCGACGUAUCACUGAAUAUCCGCCUGCUCGAGCCGCGGCGGAUCUAAUUGACAAUAAGAAAGCUAGAUUCGCUCGUCUUGAGGGCAUGUUUGGAGCAAUGCUCAUCGCCGAAGAGUACGACGACUUCAGGCGGAAGCAACACGAAAUCCAACGCAGUUGUCUGAUCGACGGACGAGGCGCGCUUCCAGCUGUGUUUGACCAAUAUGCAGAGCACAGAGGCAUAUCUGACAUCAAAAGCCUACCCGAUAUCAACAAAUUCGGGGAAACUUUGCUCGAAAUCUGGAAAACCUUCCCAACUCAGCUUGGUAUUCUCGUUCUAGUGAGCCGGAUUUCGACUCUUCGAAAACUGAGUGCCAGGGACGCAAAGCGGUUGAAGGCACUUGUUGACGGUGAUGAAGCUGUUGGGCGUGUAUCGUCACGGCUGAGUGCCUCCGUUCUGGGAGCGAGGGAAGGCUAUCAAAAGGUCGCGGAACGAUUGUGGUCCAGAGAAAAAAUAAAUACUACAAUGAGUGACAUCAAGAAGUGUAUGAAUCAAGACGAACUUCAGCCGAACGACGCACAGCACGGAGGAUGUCAAGCCGAGCCUGAAGGAUGUGAGACAGAAAUCAGUGAAGUGAGUAUACAGCCUGCUGAGCGUCGUCGUCAGGAUGGGAACAAUAGAACCUCAAAUGAAAGUUCAUUUACCCCAACAAAUGACUCGCCCGACGCACAAACUACGGCGUCUCGCCUGACGAUUCAUCCCGAUAGCGAGAGUUCAAGUGCCAACAUGAGAAACACUUCACUAGUGGUCACACCUCAAGCUAGUGUGGGUAUCAUGCCAUUUGUCGACGGACGAUGCAUGUAUGGGACUGGUGAUGAAUUUGUGCAGAACGAGGCCUAUAUUGCUCCAACACCCGGCCUUGCGUCCACUAUCAUUAACUCACUUCACACAAACGCAAGGAAAGACGUAAAUAUUGCAACAACCAGUCCUGAUUUAGAUCAUUGGGCCUGGUCUGCGGAUUUCGGUUCCUUCGAUAAUAUCCUCCUGGAUGCAGGAGGUAUGGAUUUCACAAUGCUCGACUCGAUCGAUGGAGGUAUGGAAUUUCUGAACCGAUAA
Messenger RNA from Exophiala bonariae, 1584 nucleotides. RefSeq lists its product as uncharacterized. The transcript has a single exon. Bases 1 to 1584 code for a protein of 527 amino acids. Lineage: Eukaryota; Fungi; Ascomycota; Eurotiomycetes; Chaetothyriales; Herpotrichiellaceae. The record is from RefSeq and is a predicted model, not a curated record.